AAUAAUGUCACAGAGACGUGUUCUCGUUAUUGUAAACGAAAGCAGACAAACAACUCCGUUGUCUCCAUUUAUGGAGUCCCUUUCAAGAAUGUGUCAAGAAAAGGAACAAAGCUGUAGGAUUGGUGGUGGUAGUAGUCGCAGUGGCAGUAAAAGAAAAAAAAAUGGUUCAACACUGUGAAAUUGGAGCAAGAGGGAAGAAAAUGGAGCCAUCCCUCAACCCCAACAAGGUAAAAAUUGUGACCUGAGAAAGAAGAAGAAGAGAGAGAGAAAUAGGGAGAGAGAGGGGUUCCAUGGCUACAGCUAGCCCUAGCGUCAAUCGAUCAUCACCAAUAAGCAUUAUAGCCAAAGACCAUCUUUUCUCCAUCUUGUUAUUGCUGCCCAUAGAUUCAAUCUUGAGCUUUGCGAUGACUUGCAGGAGGUUUAAGUCGCUGUCUUGCUCUGAUUCCCUCUGGGAAUCCAUCUGCAGGAGGGAUUGGGGCCAGUCCUCGGUGGAUGCACUCAAACCCUUUCUUGAAACCAAGCAGGGAAUCUCUUGGAAAAACAUUUACCAUCAAAUUCACCAGUUGGAUUCUCUGUGUUGCAGCAGAAUCUUGAGUAAUCCCCAGACUGAGGAGCUGCUUCCCAGGCCCAGGGCUUCUCAUUCCCUCAACUUUGUUUCCAAUUGCCUGGUUCUCUUUGGUGGAGGUUGUGAGGGAGGUCGGCAUCUUGAUGAUACAUGGGUAGCGUACAUAGGUAGUGACUUCCGGAAAAUAGUGAAGUGGAAAAAGAUAGAUUCAGGCAGUCCAAGUGGGCGGUUUGGGCACUCGUGCAUAGUCAUUGGCGAUUUUCUGGUCCUCUUUGGAGGGAUCAACGACCUUGGGGUGCGCCAAAACGAUGCGUGGGUGGGGCAAGUAUCGUUACAUGAUUCGUGUGGUGUUACGUUGUCUUGGAGAUUACUUGAUGUGGGCACAGCUAUUGCUCCCCCGCCUCGAGGGGCUCAUGCUGCUUGUAACAUUGACAAAACGAGGAUGCUAAUUCAUGGAGGCAUUGGCUUGUCUGGCCACAGAUUAGGCGAUACUUGGGUUGUGGACUUUUCGGAAGAUCUUCACUUUGGAGUGUGGCGAGAAAUAGUAACCCACCCAUUCCCUCCAUCGCGUUCUGGGCAUACGUUAACCUACAUAGGAGGAAACCAAAUCAUCCUGUUUGGAGGGCGAGGAGCAGGGUACGAGGUGCUCAAUGAUGUAUGGCUCUUUGAUGCAUCUGAAGGCCAUUGGAGAUGGGUACAGUUAUUCUUUGACUUGCAAAAUAUACCCCACGGUUUGGCCCUCCCUCGCGUUGGUCACUCUGCCAAUCUCAUCUUAGGCCGAAGACUUCUGAUCUAUGGAGGAGAAGACUCGUAUAGACAUAGAAAAGACGACUUUUGGGUGCUGGAUAUCAGCUCAAUGUCGGGUAUUAAACUGCAGCCUGCUGUGACUCCGAAUCCAAAGAAACCGAUUUCUAAAGUGUGGAGGCAGCUGAGGGCAAAGGGCGAUAAACCCGACCCCAGAUCAUUCCACCGCGCCUGUGUGGAUCAUUCGGGCCGUUACCUUUACAUCUUUGGUGGAAUGAUAGACGGCUUACUUCAGCCUGCAGAAUCAUCCGGUUUAACAUUUGAUGGAGGGCUAUUUCUCCUCGAGAUUGUGCUGCAGUGCUAAGAAAAGCUUGUAAAAGUGAUGUUAUUCUGAUCUAGAGAUGUUAAUCCUAAGAAGCUUGUAAAUGUGGUGUUUGUGGUAACCUAAAUGAAGACAGAACCAGAAAUUGGAAAGGCACAACAGUUUUCUUUUCCUGGGAAAAAUUUGCAGGUGAGCUUAGAUGCA
Ipomoea triloba (trilobed morning glory) is the source of this 1835-nucleotide messenger RNA. RefSeq names its product F-box/kelch-repeat protein At1g51550. Lineage: Eukaryota; Viridiplantae; Streptophyta; Magnoliopsida; Solanales; Convolvulaceae. The transcript has 2 exons. The coding region runs from base 291 to 1673 and encodes 460 amino acids. The record is from RefSeq and is a predicted model, not a curated record. Gene Ontology annotation, molecular function: protein binding.